AUGUUCAAAGCCAUCUUCUCUCCAUCCAACAGCUCCAAGCAGCCAGCAGCGGGGACCAACAAGAUCACGGCGACACCGUCUUCUCCCAAGACUCGCACAAAGAUCCCAUCAUCGUCGCCAAGCAUGCCUUCGAGUCCUUCUCUGCCGUCACGCGGCUCGAGCUCAGCCAUGGCAGCCUGGACAGUGCCUCCUUUCCCGCAUCCCUUGCCCGAACGUCGCAUCGGCAUCCUACCUACGGACCAGGGUCUUCUAGUGUAUCCACGAAGCUCGUUAGACGCACAUCACCAACACGCGCGAUCACCACAUCAUACAAAAGCGAGCACAAUAGUGCCAACCAGCACGGCUGGCGCUCGUGCACUGGGCUCCGGGGACGGAUUCAAGGUCGCAACCAUCGGGACGUCCAAAGCAGCUGCUGCCGGGGCUCCACCUUCCAUCACCUCGCUCGACGUCGGCUUCCUGAUCGACUGGAGCAAAGACGCCAAGAUCACACCUCUGCCACCGUCUGAUUGGAAGCCGCUGGUCGACAGUUCGACAGCCGAAUCUGCAUCAAUGGAAUGCUCUGGUAUCGUUGGACUUUCGCGCUUCUUCAACAGCGGCUAUCUUUUCGUCAUCACCAGCUCCAAGCUGAUUGGACACUACUUCCACGACACACGGCCCAUCUACUGCUGCACGGGUGUGCUUGCAAUUCCGCUGCUGAAAGACGAGGCGACGCAAGCGAUUCGCUCGCAAGCUGCGAAGGGCAGCGGUGCGGCUCCUGAGGCACAUCCAGCGGCAUCCUCAACAGAUCAAAGUGAUUCCUCCGAGAGCGACUCAGAUAGUGACGAGUCAGACUACGACGACGUACAGACGCCAGCUGCGAUUCCCAGAGAACCGUUCUUCUCGUCCAUCUCGCGACAUGCCGACACGCUCCGCAUGCCCAAAUCGAGGCCUUGGCUCACCCGCGCUGCUCGUUCUGUCUCCGCUGGUCGAAUCGACACCGUCUCUGAAGAUGCAGCCACGCAGUCUCAGCUCGCGGACGCUGCACAACCCGCCAAUGACGUCGUUGAAGUGCCACAGCCUGGCUCGCCUGAGGAACCCUUUGGAGCCGCGCCUGCAACGGCCGAUCAGCAGUGGCACGCAGCCAAGCAAGCCGAGCUGGAAGAAAAAGCAGUGCGUGAGACAGCAAAGUACUGGGCGCGAGGCGAGUUCUGGUUCAGCUACGACUUUGAUCUCACCACGUCGCUGCAGAACAAGCGGCGUGCGCUCGAGGGCAAUCCGAAGCCCAACGCGAACGUCAGCCCGCAGCUAGCUUCGCAGCAGUUGCAUCAGGCCCGAAGUUCCACGACGAGCACUCAGGAUGCGCAACGGACACCCGCCUUUCCCCUGCUUGCCGAGCCGUAUCCCGGCCUGCCACUGUGGAGGCGAGCCGAUCGGCGGUUCUGGCACAACGAGCACAUGUCCAAGGACCUCAUUCACGCUGGACUGCACGCCUACAUCCUUCCUGUGAUGCAAGGCUACCUGCAGACGGUCAGUUUGCCCAUCCAGCCGAUUGCUGACGCUAACGAGAAGGCGGAUGCAGUGCUGCGCUGUCAGCUGAUGGUCAUCUCGCGUCGGUCCAAGGAGCGUGCUGGGCUGCGGUACCAGCGUCGUGGAAUCAACGAGUCUGGCCAAGUCGCCAACUUUGUCGAGACCGAGCAAAUCCUCUACGUUCUUCGUGGGCCGCCGUCCUCCGCAUCUGCGGCCGAUCUGAUCGGCGACGUGCUGUCGUUCGUCCAGAUUCGCGGAAGCAUCCCGCUGUACUGGUCGCAAAGUCCGUUCUCGCUCAAGCCGCCGCCGGUGCUCGAGCGGACCGAGGUGGAAAACACUGCAGCAUGUCGUAAGCAUUUUGCAGUUCAAGUAGAAAGAUACGGCGAUAUCACGUGCAUCAACCUCGCCGAGCAGGGUGGCAAGGAAGGGCAGAUCUCCAAGGCCUACCGUGAGGCUGCAGAGAACCUUCGUGGAGAAGCAUCGCAGGAUGGGUGGGACAGGGGCAAGCUGCAUUAUGUCGACUUUGACUUUCACAAGGAGUGUUCAGGGAUGCGGUUCGAGAACGUCGCCAAGCUCAUUGGGUCGAUGGAGGAGACGCUCGGCGAGAUGGGUUACUACCAUCAUCGAACAGCGGGCGAGAGGAAGGUGGACGUGGUGCGUAGGCAGACGGGCGUCUUCAGGGUGUCAUGUCUGGACUGCUUGGAUCGGACCAACGUCGUGCAAUCGGCGUUUGCGAGACACGUGCUGACGGGUCAGUUGGCAAAGCUGGGAAUCAUGGUCGGGUCUGCCAGCACCUAG
Messenger RNA from Kalmanozyma brasiliensis GHG001, 2304 nucleotides. RefSeq names its product Synaptojanin, N-terminal. Bases 1 to 2304 code for a protein of 767 amino acids. Gene Ontology annotation, cellular component: endoplasmic reticulum. NCBI's taxonomy places the organism in Eukaryota, Fungi, Basidiomycota, Ustilaginomycetes, Ustilaginales. Gene Ontology annotation, molecular function: phosphatidylinositol-4-phosphate phosphatase activity. The transcript has a single exon. Gene Ontology annotation, biological process: phosphatidylinositol dephosphorylation. The record is from RefSeq and is a predicted model, not a curated record.